Pangasianodon hypophthalmus (striped catfish) is the source of this 2236-nucleotide messenger RNA. RefSeq names its product tRNA 5-methylaminomethyl-2-thiouridylate methyltransferase (gene trmu). Gene Ontology annotation, cellular component: mitochondrion. Gene Ontology annotation, molecular function: sulfurtransferase activity. Gene Ontology annotation, biological process: tRNA wobble position uridine thiolation. The transcript is spliced from 11 exons. The record is from RefSeq and is a predicted model, not a curated record. Bases 128 to 1348 code for a protein of 406 amino acids. NCBI's taxonomy places the organism in Eukaryota, Metazoa, Chordata, Actinopteri, Siluriformes, Pangasiidae.
UUCCUAUCGGACAAUGUUUUGUGUAGGACCACAAACAUGGCGGCGCACUGUAUGCGAACAUGACACCUUCGAUACAUUUCAUAUUGUGCAGAAAUAAAACGAAUCAUCAGGUAUUGGUGUAGAUGUCAUGGCUGUAGUGAGACAUGUCGUGUGUGCCAUGUCUGGAGGGGUGGACAGCUCUGUCGCUGCUCUUUUACUCAAACGAAGAGGUUACCAGGUUACAGGAGUUUUCAUGAAGAACUGGGACUCUCUGGAUGAGAGGGGCGUGUGCACCUCGGAGAGAGACUGUGAAGAUGCCUAUAAAGUGUGCCGAAUGCUGGAUAUGCCCUUCCAUCAGGUCUCCUAUGUCAAAGAGUACUGGAAUGAAGUGUUUAGUAAUCUUCUUGGGGAGUACCAGAAAGGCAGGACACCAAAUCCAGACAUAAUAUGUAACAAACAUAUCAAAUUCAAGCACUUCUAUCAGUACGCAGUCAAUGUUUUAGGUGCUGAUGCCAUGGCAACCGGUCACUAUGCAAGAACAUCUCAGGAAGACGAGGAGGUUUUCCAGCAGACACACAAACCAGCUCCAGAGUUUACUUUCAGAGAUCGUUUUGAGAUCAGAAAUUCUGUGAGGCUGUACCAAGGUGCUGAUCGCCUUAAAGACCAAACCUUCUUCCUCAGCCAAAUCUCACAGGAUGCCCUGCGGCGGACCAUCUUUCCACUGGCUGGACUCACUAAAGAAUUUGUAAAGAAAAUAGCAGCCGAGGCAAGGUUCCAACAUGUACUGAAGAAGAAAGAGAGCAUGGGAAUCUGCUUCAUUGGAGAGCGACAUUUUGAGGAUUUUAUCCUCCAGUAUUUAGAGCCUAAACCUGGACAUUUUGUCUCCAUUGAAGAUGGGAAGAUAAUGGGAAAGCAUAAAGGUUGGUUCACGUUUACUUUAGGACAAAGAGCCCGGAUAGGAGGGCAAAAAGAUCCUUGGUUUGUGGUGGAUAAAGACAUCACGACUGGUGAAAUAUUUAUUGGUCCUACUACCAACCAUCCUGCACUGUUACGAGACACACUACAGACAGAUCGCUUCCACUGGAUAAGUGGAGAGCCUCCUGCUGAACUGGUGCACACACAGAUGAUGGAGUGUCACUUCAGGUUCAUCCACCAGAUGCCUUUAACUCCCUGCUGUGUGACUCUGAAUCUGGAUGGAUCGGUCUGGAUAAUGACAAAGCAGCCACUGAGAGCACUGACCCCUGGACAGUUUGCCGUGUUGUAUAAGGGAGAUGAGUGUCUAGGCAGUGGGAAGAUUAUUCGACUGGGCCCCAGUGAGCACACACUCCAGAGAGGCCACAGUCAGCAGCCACCAGAGCCAGCCGGCUGAAAUGAGCCACGUCAAGCCAGCACAUGGACACACAUACAUCUACAUACACACUACCUCUCAGUGCAUUCUCACCCACGUCUGAAGAGGAGCACAAAUAAGUGGACUUUUGAAAUGUUUGUGGACAAAUUCAGUAUUUUAUACUUACUGCAAAAAAACCCUGCAAAGACUCUAUAAUGCUUAAUAAUUUUAAAAUACCCUGGUCUGUUGAUGGAAUCUACCCAGAAUGCUACAUGCUGUAUUAUGCCAUGUGUAUUAAAUUAAUGUACAUCUUAUUCAUAUGCAUAAGACAUAUGAAUUUAAUUUAAGUCAUUAAAAUUGCUACCAUUCUACCUGUCAUAUGUAUAAGGUUAUUUAAUUUAAAAUCAUUAAAAUUACUACCAUCCUACCUGUCAUAUGUAUAAGACUAUUUGAAUUGAAAUUCAUUCAAAUGGAUUUUUGUACAAAUACUAUAAUCUUAUGUUUAUUGAAACACUGUUAUUCAGGGUUUUUUAGUAUUUAAAGGCAAAUUGCAUUUAGAAAAGGAUUUUUAGGAAAAAAAAACUACAGAUUUAUUCAGAUCUUAUAAACAGAUUUUGAGUUUUCCCCAUGAAAAACAGAACCUACACAGACCUUUGAGAUGGAGCAAGGAGCGAUGGUGUAUGGGGUGAGAGAGUUUUCUCUCUUGGCCACUAGAGGGCGCGCUGAGCUUAAUUGGCGCAGUGAAUGGCCAGGUUGAGCUCGUAAUCAGUAAACAGUUAUUGUCAGGUUUAAUCUUUCAUAUCAUUUUCAUUUCUAGUCCAUUUUAGCUCCUUAGGUAAUAAGUUCUGAAAGGACGGACUUCUUCAUUUUAGUUGUACAUAAAAAUAAGUUUAAUAAAUUUCCCUUUAGUAAAAUGUUCACCAUGUUUUG